GUGACGUCAGUUGGUCGCGUGUCCCCGUUCCUGCCGCCAGUAAACAGUUUGGCUUGUAGGCCAGCGAGUCUGAGCGGCUGCGUCUCGGGACCGUGGGGAACCGCGAGGCGGCCAGAAGCUGGAGCGCGGGCCCUGGAGGGCUGCCUCCACCGCAACGGCGAGACGGAAGUCCAGCGGCGGCCCGCGCCCGGCUUCCGGGCUGUCCGGGGUGCUCCCGGAGCGGCGAUCUCCCGGUUUCCGGCCCUGGCGGGCCCGGCGGCCUCGCGCAAAGAGGCGCGUCCUCACCUGCUGAGAAGGGGAGCUGGAGCCGACUGGCGGCGGCGCGGGGAGCCGGAAUCACGCUCUGGCCCGAGGCCGCCGCGCUCCCGAAGGAACGUUCGUUCAUUCCUUUGCUGGACGCAGGACAUAACUGUUCGCCUGACAGCACAGCGCCUGUUUGCUCCGGGCCCGGGGAAGUUCAGCCCGUCUGGGUUCCAGCAGGCUGCUGUGUGUCAGGUUAAACACCAAACGGCUCGCUGACUUUCUCCAUCCGGUGGUGAGCCGAAAGACGCCUCUGUUUUCUUUCAGGUGUUGACGUUGAGUAGGCCUUGUUAGCAUAUGAAGAUGACUGCACCCAAAGACGCCGUCCCUUCCUUAGCCGAAUGUCAAUGCGGAAUCUGCAUGGAAAUCCUACUGGAGCCGGUAACUCUUCCAUGCAACCACACGCUCUGUAACCCGUGCUUUCAAUCGACUGUUGAAAAGGCCAACCUGUGCUGUCCCUUCUGUCGCCGCCGAGUCUCUUCGUGGACUCGAUAUCAUACCCGAAGAAAUUCUCUUGUCAAUACAAACCUGUGGGAGAUUAUCCAAAAACACUAUGCAAAGGAAUGCAAGCUUAGAGUCUCUGGGCAAGAAUCAAAGGAAAUCGUUGAUGACUACCAGCCAGUUCGUCUGUUAAGUAAACCUGGGGAGCUGAGAAGAGAGUAUGAAGAGGAGAUAAGCAAGGUGGAGGCUGAACGACAAGCCAGCAAGGAAGAAGAAAACAAAGCCAGUGAGGAAUACAUACAGAAAUUGUUGGCAGAAGAGGAGGAGGAAGAAAAAAAACAGACAGAAAGAAGGAGAAGUGAGAUGGAAGAACAGCUGAAAGGGGAUGAAGAGUUGGCAAGGAGGCUCAGCAUCAGUAUUAACAAUAACUACGAGAAAAAUAUUUUGACUUCUCCUUCGAGUUCCAGAAAAUCAGAUGCAGUCACAAACAAGUCACAAAAGAAAAAUACAAACAAACAAAAAAAUUUUGGAGAUAUUCAAAAGUAUUUGUCACCUAAAUUGAAGUCUGGGUCUGCAGCCUGGCCUGGGUCUGAAGCUGAACAUGAAGAGGAUAAAAGCUGCAUAUCUAAGGAAAUUGACUAUAGUGACAUGAAGAGCCCUGUGUGGCAAGACACAGAAAUUGAAAAAGAUGAUAUGCCAACACUUUCUCCUCAGGUUUACUUAGAAACUCAAGAACAAGGUUCGGAGUCUUUAGUAGAGUCACCUGUGUCAUGGAUAUGUGCCAGGGAUGUCAAACAGUGCCUUGAAGGAGCAGUUGAAACACUAUCAACCUAUCCUGAUGAUAACUGUGUUGUAAAUCAUGAGGAAUCUAAAGCCAAAGUGUCCUACUCUAACGGAGCUACAGUUGGGCCUUCUGGUGAGGUAGAAAAUGAAGAGUUCUCUGUGUCCCGUGUGACCCAGUUAGCUGACGGUAACAGCGUUCCAGAAAGAGUGCACCAUCACGUAGUUGGAAAAGAGAUUUCCAAAAGAGAAGACCAGGAAUCUGAAGCAGUCAUGGAUCCAUGCUUUUCUGCAAAAAGAAGGAAAGUAUUCCUCAAAUCCUCAGAUGAAGAAGAAACAGAAGUGAAUUUUACACAAAAACUGAUAGAUUUGGAGCGUAUGCUUUUUGAGAGACAUAAGCAAGAAGAACAGGACCGAUUGUUAGCAUUGCAGCUUCAGAAAGAGGUGGAUAAAGAACAAGUAGCGCUCAACCGGCAGAAAGGCUCCCCCAACCAGUACCAGCUGCGCACAUCUUCACCCCCAGACCGGCUGCUGCACAGACAGAGGAAGAACUCCAAAGAUAGGAACUCCGCUAAGCAGACUGACUCAGAGCAUUCAAAAUCUCAGAGAAGCACAAAAGAUGAGUGUAGGCGACCCUUCAAAAGCACAUGGAAGGAUUCAGUUAAUGGAAGAAAGAUGCCACAUUCAGCUAAAGAUGAUUGUAGUAAUGUAUCUAAACGCACUUAUUCCCAACAGCCUAGUAAUUCACAGAAAAGUAUUCUUCAGAUGUUUCAGAGAUGAACCAAGCAGAGCAUGUGUAAAGAGAGUAUUCUGUAACCUAGUAAAGCUGUAUUGUAAAACUAGCACUUUUCCAUUAUAAGAUCUUGAGAUGUGUCAUCAAUUUCUGCUAAGCAAGCACACUUACUCUUGUUUUCAGGUGUGGUUACAAGAAGAAUUUACAAAUACGUUUCUGCAAAAAUCAGUGUUAAGGAAAGGUCCUUAAGAAUUGUUUCUGUUAUUAAUAACUGCUAUCCUCUAACGGCGGCAGUCUUUACAGGUGUAAGAAUGCCUAGGCAGGACAUCUUCAGGUGCCAUUCCCUUUCCAAAAAUCUUUCGGCCUUUCUUUUGUUAUGAAGGGGUGAGGAGCCUAACACUAAAGUAGUUCAUUCCCGUAGCUGCUUUAAGCUGAGCGUUCUAGCGUUUCCUGUGAUUUAGGGUGGAUCAGGAUCUACACCAACGAGUUGAC
This is a messenger RNA of Arvicola amphibius (Eurasian water vole), 2746 nucleotides long. RefSeq names its product ring finger protein 168 (gene Rnf168). The record is from RefSeq and is a predicted model, not a curated record. NCBI's taxonomy places the organism in Eukaryota, Metazoa, Chordata, Mammalia, Rodentia, Cricetidae. Gene Ontology annotation, biological process: protein ubiquitination; double-strand break repair. The transcript is spliced from 6 exons. The coding region runs from base 598 to 2301 and encodes 567 amino acids. Gene Ontology annotation, molecular function: ubiquitin-protein transferase activity; nucleosome binding. Gene Ontology annotation, cellular component: site of double-strand break; nucleus.